Messenger RNA from Sander lucioperca (pikeperch), 1392 nucleotides. RefSeq names its product cathepsin L1-like. The transcript has 8 exons. Gene Ontology annotation, molecular function: cysteine-type endopeptidase activity. Gene Ontology annotation, biological process: immune response. Gene Ontology annotation, cellular component: lysosome. Lineage: Eukaryota; Metazoa; Chordata; Actinopteri; Perciformes; Percidae. The record is from RefSeq and is a predicted model, not a curated record. The coding region runs from base 118 to 1134 and encodes 338 amino acids.
GUAUGAGGAAACUAUACUUCCUCUUUUACAGUAAGUGUGAAGGUUCUCUAGUCCGUUAAAAACAAGUGCACUUUCUUGCUGGGACAAAAUAACCCUGCUGAUUAUUCUGCAACAAGGAUGCACCUUUUGUGUGGUGUCUUGCUUUUGGACUCUCUAGUUCUGGGCCACUCUUGGUCUGCCUUAAAUAAAGAGUGGGAAGAGUGGAAAAUCAAACAUGGCAAAGUUUAUGACAAUCAAACUGAGAUCGUUUUCAGGAGAGCAGUGUGGGAGAAGAACAUACAGUUGGUGUUGAGACACAACCAGGAGGCUUCAGCAGGAAAACAAAGCUUCACAAUGGGACUCAAUCAUCUGGCUGACAUGGUAGGAGUCUGCUCCAAAGCAACAACAUCUGAGGAAAUCAAUGAGAAGCUGAAUGGCCUGAAGCGGGAGGAGCCUAUUCAUUUCAGAAAUGGCACAUUUAAGGGCGUGAGUGGCUUAUCGACGCCUCAGAGUGUGGACUGGAGGAAGAACGGCCUGGUCAGUCCAGUUCAAAACCAGGGGUUAUGUGGGUCGUGCUGGGCCUUCAGCUCUCUGGGAGCUCUGGAGGGCCAGAUGAAGAAGAGAACAGGUGUCCUUGUUCCCCUGAGCCCACAGAACCUGGUGGACUGCAGCACCAAUGAUGGAAAUCACGGCUGCAGAGGAGGAUACAUCUCUAAAUCCUUCAGCUACAUCAUCCGCAACCGAGGCGUAGACUCAGAGAGCUUUUACCCCUACAAACACCAGGACGGGAAAUGUCGUUAUUCUGUCCAGGGAAAGGCCGGCUACUGCUCUAAUUAUCACAUCCUCCCACGGGGAGAUGAGAAAACUCUGCAGGCUGCAGUGGCAUCGGUGGGGCCGGUUGCUGUGGCCGUCAAUGCCAUGCUGCAAUCUUUUCAUCUCUACAGAGGAGGUGUAUACAGUGUACCCAACUGCAACCCAAAGUUCACAAAUCACGCUGUCCUGGUUGUGGGCUACGGCACAGACAGAGGACAAGACUUCUGGCUUGUGAAAAACAGUUGGGGAACUGCGUGGGGAGAAGGAGGCUUCAUUCGAAUUGCCAGAAACAAGAAUAAUCUCUGCGGCAUUGCUAGUUUUGCAGUUUACCCCACACUAUGAAAAUGUGACCUGUCACCUGAAUCAUCUUGGGAAAAUUUAGCUUAUUUAUUCAAUACCAGUUGGUGUGUUUACCUGUAACACUAAAACUGUGAAAAAAAAUGUUGGAAAUGUUAAAUUCAAAAAAUUACUGUAACUGCUUUGGUAUUCUCGCUGAUGUUUUGAUUAGUAGGAGUCAUUGUUGUAUUUUAUUAAUAGCCUAAAUAAAGUUAUUUAAUAUAAUCAUAGGUGAUGAGAACAAUAAACUUCUUCUGAAAUGGA